UCGCACAUGCGCGGUGUUGCGUCCGCUCGCGUUUUCUCACGCGCAGUCAAUGGAGUCACUGCGUGUUUUUGGAAAUACAGACUUCUAUGAAUAUUCAUUAACAGAUCAGUUUAUAAUAAUUCAUUUAAAUAGUUUAUAAUCGGAUUCCAGCUGUUGCUUGAUGUCAGUGAGGUGUCCAUAUGCGUGUUUAACACGGCGUUGCGAUUCACUGCGGCCUGACGAUUAAAUCUCUAUUAUUAAACUAUUAAACUAUUAUCAUAGUUUAGUUUUCAGUCAGUAUUCAAGUGUGUGGACUCAUGUAAAUAUGGCAGACGAGGGAGCGGUUGUGAUUCAGCAGAUUGUGGACAGGAGUUGCUGGGUGUGUUUUGCCACAGAUGAGGAUGAUCGGACUGCGGAGUGGGUGCGCCCGUGCCGCUGUCGUGGUUCCACUAAGUGGGUUCAUCAAUCGUGUCUUCAGCGCUGGGUUGAUGAGAAGCAGAGGGGAAACAGCACCGCACGUGUCGCCUGCCCACAAUGCAAUGCUGAGUACCUUAUCGUGUUCCCUAAGCUUGGGCCGGUGGUGUAUGUGCUGGAUCUGGCAGACCGGUUGAUCUCGAAGGCCUGCCCGUUUGCUGCUGCUGGAAUCAUGGUGGGAUCCAUCUACUGGACGGCCGUCACGUACGGGGCUGUGACUGUCAUGCAGGUUGUGGGUCAUAAGGAAGGUCUGGAUGUGAUGGAACGGGCCGAUCCUCUCUUCUUGUUGAUCGGCCUGCCCACCAUCCCGGUUAUGCUUAUUCUGGGGAAGAUGAUUCGCUGGGAAGAUUACGUGCUCCGCAUCUGGAGGAAAUACUCCAAUAAGCUUCAGAUCCUCAACAGUAUCUUUCCAGGUAUCGGCUGCCCAGUGCCCAGGAUCCCGGCAGAGGCCAGUCCGCUGGCCGAUCACGUGUCAGCCACACGGAUCCUGUGCGGAGCCCUCGUGUUCCCCACCAUCGCCACCAUCGUGGGUAAACUGAUGUUCAGCAGCGUCAACUCAAAUCUUCAGAGGACCAUUCUGGGUGGCAUUGCAUUUGUGGCUAUUAAAGGGGCGUUUAAGGUCUAUUUCAAGCAGCAGCAGUAUCUCCGGCAGGCUCAUCGCAAGAUCCUUAAUUUCCCCGAGCUGGAAGAGGCCUGAGCUCAUCAACCGAUUCAAUCCACCGCCAUGCUUUAAGAGACACUACCGCGCCGCCACACUACUGGACAUGUUUUCCAGACGCUGGAUUUGGUUUUCUUUUCCCUGUGAAUGUGACUCUUCUGUUUGGAGUUUGAACAGUGAAUCAGCUUUAUUUCAGUCGACAUAAUCAGGCCGAGGAGUCGUGUGUUACUUAUUUUAUGGGCUUUGACCUUUUAAGAAAGAGAUUGAGGAAAAAUAAAUAUUGGAAGAACGUUUUAUAUUAAUAAGUGAUUGUUUUAUAUUGAAUUAGAAAUGUUUGGGUGAAUCCACAUCUUUCUGAAGCUUUGCAACAACAUAAAAUUACUUUUGCUGGUUCGUCCUCCAUUAAUUAGCCUAACAAAUGGAAUAUUAAACAAUAGAGGUAAACAUAAAUAUCUAAAGCAGUUCAUAAUGAGCUAAUAAAAUAACCUUUAUUGUGUGGUGGUUCUUCUCAGAUAAACUACUCAAAGAAAUGUACCCAUUUCACCCAAAAAUAAAAUAUAUUUUGCUUUUUGUUUCAAUAUGAAUUAGAUUUAGUAUGUAUCAUAUACUACUAGGCUAUAAAAUAUACUUAAAAUUAUGCUUUACAAAUAUUUCACAAAUCAAAAAAUCCUAACAAUAGGCUUUUUGAAACAGUUUUAUGCUGAUUAUGGGGGGAAAUAUGAUCCUGACAGCUUUUGUGAUAUUCAUCGUGUUGCCUGCCUUCACAUAAUUUGAUCGGCCGAUCAUCUUUAUUUUCCAUCUUUGUAGUGUUGAUGUCUGAGUUUCAGGGAGUCACUUUUAUAAUUCAGAAAUCAUGUGGUAAUUUGAUUUAGUGUGUUAAGAGCCUUGUAGAAACUAAGAAUCCAGUCUGAGUGUUUGGUCGCUGAUCGAUUACUCUAUUAAAACAUGGUAACCGGAUGCCUCAUAACUGCUGUUAAUAAACCUGUUUCAUAAUAGAUAAA
This is a messenger RNA of Pimephales promelas (fathead minnow), 2112 nucleotides long. RefSeq names its product membrane-associated ring finger (C3HC4) 5 (gene marchf5). Gene Ontology annotation, molecular function: zinc ion binding. The record is from RefSeq and is a predicted model, not a curated record. NCBI's taxonomy places the organism in Eukaryota, Metazoa, Chordata, Actinopteri, Cypriniformes, Leuciscidae.